AUGCCUGACAUAAAGUUACUCAUCCCUUCAAGUGAAGGAGCAUUCUUACAAGAGCAGGGAGAGAUGGUUAGCUCCAGCAGGCGUCGCAGUUGUGCUCUGGUUAACACUCCAGCACCAUGUGUGAACAAAGCAGUGUCUCACAUCCAGGAACUGAAGUCCAAACUGGAAAGCUGGGGCCAACAGGGUGAUAAUGCUCAGCAUGAAACUGCACAUGAAAACAACCACAGUAUCAUUUGGAAAUGUGUUUCUGCUGAUGGUAAAAAUAAAGAGCUGUGUAUUGAAGGCAUGGGGCUUUAUGCACAAGACAGUGGAGUGUUGCCGUCUCUCUGGACGGAGCCGACAGACGUCCUGAUGGAGGUGAUGAGUUUGAUCGAGCGUCUUGAGUUGGACCGCAGAGAUGCAGAGAAGGCUCUAAAGGAAGAAAAGGAGAAAGCAAAGAAACUUUCAGAGAAACUGGACAGCCUCUGUCUCUGGAAGGAGAAGGAGUUUCCUUUAGCAAUGCAGAGAGAGCGUGAAGCCUGCAGCACAGACAUCGCCGAACUGACGUGGCAACUGAAAAUAAGGAGAGAUCAGUUGCUGCAGGUGAGAGACCGACUGACCCACACGGAGGUGCUGAACCGUCGUCUGAAGGAGGAUAUCGAUUUUAUGAGGAAACACGGGCCGCUCGUUCACCAGAGACUCCAGCUGGAGAGUGAAAUCAUGAAGCAGAUCCAGACAGCACAAAGCGAGGUCAGUGAGACGUUUUCAAACAUCUCUCAGAAGCUACAGAGUCUUCAGGAGGAGUUUCAGAAUGAGGAAUUCAGAGCAGAUCUUAGGAAAGGAGAAAUGAACAAAGGAAUGGAAACGACCAGAAAUCAUCUGAGUGACAAGCAAACAUUAAAAGCUGAAAAAAAUGAUAAAGAAGAGAAAUUGAUGAUACAGAAGAAUGAUGUAAUGCAGCUUCAAAACCAAAUACAAGCAUCUAAACUUGAAGGUGAUGAAAAGGUGUCAAUGUUGGAUGCAAACUUGAGCCAAAAGCGACAUGACUUAUUGACCCUGCGAGACAAAAACAAAGAGCACAAACUGGAAAUUGAAGACUACAAGAGAAAGAUCUACCAAAGUGAACAGGCUGUGAGAAAGCUACUGAAGGAUCGUGAGCAUGUCCUGCUGAAGAUCAGUUUGAGUGAGAAGCAGUGGAAACCGGUCAAAGACGAGUUUGACCAGGUCUCUGCCAUUCAUUCAGACACUAAAGCCAAGCUGGACUGUCUGGAACGCAAAACCUUUCUGGAGGAGCUAAAGAACAGGAAAGAGAUCGACAAAAUGAAGAGCCUGAUAAUGACUGAAAUGACCACCUUAGAUAUUCUCAAGGGUAAUAGGGACGCAGAGGCAGCUGAAUAUAACCGUGAACAAAAAGACUGUGAGAGGGUGAAAGGUGAGCUGCAGAAAAAGUAUGGAGACGCUUUGUCUACAGCCGCUCAACUGGAGACUGAGGUGGAGCAACUGAGACAGAUGUAUACAGAGAAAUCUGAGAGUAUUGAAAACUUAAAAGCCAAUCUAAGUGACUUGCACACUGCACACAGAAGCCAAUCGGAUGAUUUUGAGAAGAAAAAGAAACACUGUCAGGAAUGUUUUAAUUCUGUGAAGGAAAGCCUUAGUGUGGUGGCAUUAAGGUAUGAGGAGAUUUCAAACCGGAUCAAGGAGCUUGAACUGAAGUUGAAAGAGUUGAAGCAAGAGACAAACAUGAUGGAGCAAACCAUCAGCACCAUGCCACAUCGUAUAGCAGAGCUACAGGGUUUGUCAAACACAAUGGCGUUCAAACAUGGUACAGCCACAGUACUGAUGGGUAACGUGCACAGGGAUAUAGCUUCCUGGAAACAGAGGAAGUCUCAUCACGCACAGAUUCACUCAGCACUGUUCACUCAACGCCAGACUGUCAUGAAGGACACAGAGAUUAAUCUACGGGAAGCCCUGAAAGACAAUCUGAAGUUAGCGCAGGAGUAUCAGGAGCUGCAGAAAGCUCUGAUGAUUGUCAGACAAGAAGCCGUUUAUGUUUUUGACAGAAGAAACAGAGCAGAGGCCUACAUCCAAGAUCACAAGCAGCUUUCUUUGUUGCAGAAGAGGAUGCACAAAGCCAUGCUAAAAUACUUCAAACACCGCAGCGUCUACAGCCAGGCAGAGCUGGCCCGCUUCCAGACCCUCUCCAACCAGAACAACCAGAAAAUGAAAGCCCUCCAGGAGGAGAUGUCAAACGCAAUCCAGCGCCUCUCUGAGUUCCUGCUCUCGCUGACAGAUGACUCAACUAGCAGCCAUGUCCCGCAGCAAGCAAACAGACCCGUCGCAGAUGCCGACGGAUGGAGCAGGAAGACGCCUACAGUUCAGAUAGCGGAGUAAUUGGACGCUCACCUGCGCCAGACAACUUACUUAAACCCCCAGCAUGCUUCACUCUCUCCCCUGUCCGACGCUCACGGCCCAAUCCAUAACAAUGAAGCAGGUGACUUUCAUGCUACUGUCAGGAAUGAUCUAAUUUUAGCGGGGUGAAUGAUUGCAAUUGGCUUUGCCUCAUCAGAUAAUUAAUCUAUGUCACCAUUAAUUGGAAAAGAGAAUAAUUAGGGGGCUGUGUUGACAGAAAUUCUACGCUUCUCUAGAUUCUUGGAUCUAAUUACACCUAUUUAAACCCCUCUGACCUUAACUAGCGGAUAGUAUACCUGCGUAACCCUAACCAGGCUGGGGUUGGUCUCGACCGCCUCUCGCUCGGCGUCCUUUGUCAUUUUUUUUCUCCUUUCUUGCUUGUUUAUCCUCUCUUUUCCUGUCUCCUCAGAGAGCUGUCUCCCUCAAUCACUUUUCAAUAUUCAAUCUUAAUUUUGUGGAAGUUUAGCAUUUUCAAUGAGCUGGAGAUGAAUGAUUAAUGAAUAAAUUUGAAUGCUUCAUUUUGUCCAUGGAUCAUUAGUCAAGUCCUUUGUGGGAAGGACCUGCGAAAAAAAAAAAAAAGAGGGAAAAUUAUUGAGACAUUAGCCUGAAGCAAUCCAGGGGUAAAUAGUAUGCACAGAGGGAUGUUGUGUGAACGCUACCCACUGGCAUUCUGCACAACCCCACGGAAAUGCAAGCCUUCUAAUUUACCCCGCUUCACAAGACUGAUGUGCUCUAUCGACAAAUAGGUUUCAUUUACAAAAAUGAGUUCUCAUUUUGAUGUUUUGGUGUAUGCGUUUUUUUAUAACUUUUUUACUUAUUUAUUUCUUUUACCCUCGUCCCUUGUCGUGCCUCCUCUGGUGAGAUGUCAGAUAACACAAUUAUUAAUCAAAUGUCAGUUAUGAUUGACCGAAACUAUUAUAGUCAAGCAAAGACAUCAGAAAGUGACAGGCAUGCUUUUUGGAAUAUUUAGUAUAAUUGGGAUUUUCUGUUAGGUUGUUCGGUUCAGUUUUACAAUACAGUCUUAGAUAGAUCAUAUGGACUAACAAUGAACAAUGCAUGCAUUUGUCAGUCUAAGUUCAACAUUUACUAAUAUAGUUUUUAAAAGAAGUUAAGAUUAAGAACAUUAAUGAAGACUAAUCAAUGCUGUGUUAAUCAUUAUUAUU
Messenger RNA from Carassius auratus (goldfish), 3551 nucleotides. RefSeq names its product coiled-coil domain-containing protein 178-like. The record is from RefSeq and is a predicted model, not a curated record. Lineage: Eukaryota; Metazoa; Chordata; Actinopteri; Cypriniformes; Cyprinidae.